UAAUACCAUAGAAGAAGACGGAACGUAAACUACUCAACAUGGAGACAGCAGUUGAUAAACUGGAGGCGAUGUUCCAGAAGGCAGAGGCUGACAUGGAGUACAUGGAGAAGCGGCUACGGCUGGAUUUCCUGACUAAUGUUCCAGAGAACAGUGCAGCAGAGGAAAACCCUGUGAAGCUGCUGGAGAACCUGUCAGCCAUCAAGACGAGGCAUGCGGCCCUGUGCACACAAGUGCAGGAGAUCGCAGCCGAGCAGAAGCAAUCAAUGGACUCCAUACGAGUGCACCUCGACACCACUGUGCAGCUGGUGCAACAGUUACAGCAGGCUGCUGACGUUGAGCUUCCAACACUGACUGAGACUGAGCAGGAGUCUGCAGAGUUCCUUGGUUUAUCAGUCAAUCAAAACACAGCAGAGGUACCGAUGUCUAUGGAGCUUCAAGCCCAAGAGCUGCCUCGUUCCUCGAGGGAGGGCGAGUUUGAGGAGCUGAGUGAAGCCACACUGGAGGCAGUGCCGUGCAGCAUGCGUGCCAACGUCAAGCUGGCCAGCCUCAAUGCCUUCUACAAGCAGCUGCACGAGUACUUCUCCUUCAGAAAAAACAGUGGUGCCCUCAGUUUGCAGAAGAUGAAGCAGAUGAACAUGAAGGUUAGCGACGCCAAGCUGAAGACGUUGCAGCACCUCUCUCUCAUUGAGUUAGACAAGAAAGGGCAUGUUCGUCUGCUAAUGUGAGACUGAGGAACCUGCAUAGCCGAGAGGCUAAAAUAUAAGACUCCACCGCACUAUGUGAUGAAAGUGACUGAUUCUGCCCAUCUCUCCUUGUCCAUUUGCUAGGCAUAUUAGCCUCAUUGAAGGGUUUUCAGUUGAAUCCUCAUGCCUACAUAUGCUGUGGUUCGAUUUUAAUUUGCUAGAUAUUUUUAUUAAAUGACACCCCAGAAUCUUCCUUCAAAAGGAAUUGACAUCAGAAGCAAGAAUUCCAGAUGGGAUCAAGUCAUCACAUGUUUCUAGGGUGCUGUAAGUAGAAGGCUGUUGGGCCAUAUUGUAAAUUAAGGUGCACUAUUUUUGUAAAGAGUUUAAUGUUGGAUAAAUAUGUAGUGUUUUCUGGCUAAUGUAUCUGCCAAAUACAUUUCACCUGUAAAUAUGUGAUGAACGAUUUAAUGCCACUGACUUUCCAACUGUACUGUACGUCUUGUGUCGAGUGUCAAUGAAUUUUAUGAGCCUUCAUUAAAUUGAAAUAUUCCCAGUG
Messenger RNA from Oncorhynchus masou masou (cherry salmon), 1239 nucleotides. It is a transcript of the gene ska2, whose product is annotated as spindle and kinetochore associated complex subunit 2. Gene Ontology annotation, biological process: mitotic cell cycle; chromosome segregation; cell division. The record is from RefSeq and is a predicted model, not a curated record. NCBI's taxonomy places the organism in Eukaryota, Metazoa, Chordata, Actinopteri, Salmoniformes, Salmonidae. Bases 39 to 725 code for a protein of 228 amino acids. The transcript has 7 exons. Gene Ontology annotation, cellular component: spindle microtubule; outer kinetochore. Gene Ontology annotation, molecular function: microtubule binding.